AUGGCAUCUUCUUCCUCCAAAUUGACUCUGAAAUUGCUUAUCGAUUCUAAGCGUGAGAAGGUCCUGUUUGCAAAAGCAUCAAAAGCUAUUGUAGAUUUUUUCUUUAACUUGCUCUGCUUGCCCAUUGGUACUGUCAUCAGGAUUCUCAACAAGAAUCAAAUGGUUGGUAGUUUAGCCAAUCUCUAUGAAAGUGUUGAGAAUCUGGAUGAAACUUACAUGCAACCAGACCAGAAUAAGGAUCUCCUGUUGAAGCCAAGUGCCUCCAUGUCUUCAAAAAUCUCUGGUCUUCUUCCUUCAGUUAAUGACAGUUCUUCCAACAACUUUGUGAAUGUGUUCUAUCGGUGCCAAAGUCAUUAUAGUCGCGUCACAUGUGAUAACAACACUCGUUGUCCUGAUUGUAAUAGACCUAUGAACUCGCAAAUGAUUUUUAUUGGUGAAAAGGUUGCAAAUGAAAUUUCUGCUGAGAAGAAUGGUUUUGUGAAAGGGGUAGUAACUUACAUGGUGAUGGAUGAUUUAGCGAUUCAGCCCAUGUCAAGCAUAUCAAGCAUUACCCUACUUAACAAAUUCAACGUCAAAGAGGUUGGCACCUUGCAGGAAACAGUGGUCGAGUUGGACAUGAACCAGGGUGUGAAUCUUCUAAAGGCUUCUCUGGAGUCGAAGACAGUUUUGACUAAUGUUUUUCUCAAUAAUCACAUGCAUUGCUCUCGAGCAAUAUAA
Vigna radiata var. radiata (mung bean) is the source of this 717-nucleotide messenger RNA. RefSeq lists its product as uncharacterized. NCBI's taxonomy places the organism in Eukaryota, Viridiplantae, Streptophyta, Magnoliopsida, Fabales, Fabaceae. Bases 1 to 717 code for a protein of 238 amino acids. The transcript has 2 exons. The record is from RefSeq and is a predicted model, not a curated record.